GGGGCGGGACCCGGGGCCGGGCGGAACCCGCCGCCCCCCCUGCCCGCGCACAGACGUCCCGGCGGCGGCGAGCGGGGAGCCGGGAUCUCGACACCCCGCUGCCUCCUGCCGCUCCAUGGCCCCGGCCGAGGCGGCGGACCCCAGCGCCCGCCGCCCCCGGGGCACCGGCCCCGGCCCCGGCGGGAGGCGCUCGGCUCGGCGGCCGCCGGAAUUGUGGCUGAGCCAGAGACGAUGACUGCAGAGAGCACCGAAUCCAAGGGGCCUAUGCGGGAAACGGAGCAUGGAGGGCCCAGGGUGCCAGUGCCCCCCGUGCCGUCGCGGCGCCGGGGUCGCCGCCUGCGGCGCAAGCCCCCGACGGAGCCCGCGCUGAAAGGGCAGCUCCGCAUGCGCUCACCCGCGGGGGCCUUCGUCAUGGUGGGCGUCUCCGUUGUCCUGGUGGGCAUGACCAUUGCUGUGGUGGGCUACUGGCCUCACCGGGGACAUGGGGGCACUGGGGCCAGCACGGGGAACACUAGUGUGGUGGGGGACAUGAAAAGGGAUGUGGCAGCUGGGCGCCACCUGCCCCACAGUGAGAAGCUGAAGCUGAUCGGCCCCGUCAUCAUGGGCAUUGGGCUCUUCAUCUUCAUCUGCGCCAACACGAUGCUGUACGAGAACAGGGACAUGGAGACCCGGCAGCUGAUGCAGAAGGGGCUCUACAGCCUGACAGUGGGGCUGCCCAAGGAGACCAGCCCUGAGUACGGGCACUGCCAGCACAGGGACAGCCAGCCCUUCCCCAAGGCCAAUGCGGAGUGCGUGGAGGGCUGUUACCAGGUGGACCUGUCCUGUCAGCCCUGCCCCAGCCCUGGCAGCAAGUGGUCCGACUGCUAUGGCCCCAACCGGCUCCAGGCCAUGGCCGAGUUCCUGCAGCACCCAUCAGCUUCCCCUGCGACCUCUCUCCACAGCCUCCGCUCCACCGAGGUCAACCUGAGCCUCCCGUGCCGCACUGGAGCCGAGUCCCUCCUGUCCUCGGCCGUGGGGGCCUUGACACUGCCCAUCAUCAAGCUCAACAACUGCUUGCUGGACGGGGCAGCACGGGAGGCUGGCGGGAGGGCAGAGAGAGGCCCUGCUGAGCAUCCCCCCAAAACAUCACAGCUCUCCCGGGCUUCGCUUUCCGUUGGUGACAGCACCGCACCCUGUGGCCAGGAUGGUGAUGGUGGCCACGUUGUCAUCAACGUGGAUGACAGCUGUCCCAGCGCGGAGCCGCUGGUGGAGCUCAGCCCCGAUGUGCACCUCCACAGCCCAGGACACUCCAAAUCCCUGGACCUUGGCCGGCCGGGGGUGUUGCUGCUGGCCCCCAUCAAGGACCGUAAGAACCGGAGCUGGCCCCGGCUGGACCACGUCAGCCUUGUGGGCUACGCCAAACUGGAAAGCACUGGCGAGUCCUUGGACCAGCUGCUGGAGCCCAGCGAGCCCCCAAGCCAGGGCGAGCCCAUACCCAGCUCCUGGGUGGUGGGGAUGGAGCAGGGCACGCAGGUCUGAUGUCCCCAGCACCUUUGGGGACUGUAACAUCCCAGUCCUUCAUCUUGGCCCCCAGCACCCAUCAACCCCAAAACCCCACACCCAGGAGGGGUUUGGGGGUGGCAUUUUUAAGCCAAUGCCAAGAGGAAGGUCCUGACCCUCCGCUCCUGGGCGAGGGCUCACCUAGGUGGGAUGUCCUUCUGGGUAGAUGCCCUUGGCCUUACAAGACCUUCUCCUGGUGGCUUUUCCAGAGGAGUCCUCACUUUGAGACCCCACAAAUUGUGGGAUAGGGACAUGGGGGCACGUGAAACCCCACCAGCCCCCACAAUACUUUUAUCUCAGCAGGGUUGGGGUGAGGAGAUGCUUUGGGGGAUGGUGUCCCCUUGUCCAGCCUCAGCCCACCAGAAAAUUUGCUUGGCCAGAGCACGUAGGCCCAACGGGGCUAUUAAAUAUUAUCUGGAUGUCAUGUGGUCAUGGCUUGCCUCCUGCUCUUGCCUGUGGGAUGCUUGGGAGGGGCAGUGCCUGCGGCAGUCUGUCCAGAGGGUUUGUGAGACCUUGUGCCCCCACCCAGACUCCACUGGAGAAGGGAUGCUCCGUAACCAGCUGCUCAACAUUCACAGGAUGAGGUGAUAAGUGCAAGGUUUGGGAUUUUUAUGGAGAGAAGGGAUGUAAGAGGUGCCCAAGGAGUUGCAAGCAGCAAGCAAGGUGCUGCUGCCCACUUGGGGUGUAGCAAUUCUGAGAGCCUCUCAGUGGAUCUGAGUUUGUUUGUGCUGGUUUUUGAUGGGAUGGAGGAUGCAAGUGGUGGGAGGAAGGAUGUGAAGGGACAGAAAGGUAGAGGAGUGUCAGUACUGGUUUUGCCAGGUCCUUUUGGUGCUGUUCUGUUACUUGGUGCCUGUUGGAUGCAGAGCAGGAGCUGUAUGGAAUGAGGCCAGAGAGGCAGCCUCAGCACUGGGGUAGAUUCCUGGAUAAAAGGGAGCUGGGGGUUCAUCCCAUCCCUUCUUACUCCCUCCAGCUCUCUCUUGGGCAGGAGGAGCCCCGGGAUGCCAGUGCAUGUGGAAGGAUGGAUUGGAGCGAUGAGACUAGCACAGCUCUGCUCUCCAGCAGCUUGGGAGGCUUCAAAAUGGCUGUGGCAGCCUAGAUGGGAUCUUUGCCUUUUACCUUCCCAAAACCAGGGCCUGUUGGGAUGGCUGAAAUCUGUUUUAUCUGUAUGAAAUGUUUGGGGGGGAAUGUUUUAUUUCUGUCUCUGCUUCUCCCUCUCUGGUCUGAAGUGAGCACAAAGUGUCAGACCUUGCAAACUUUGGAAACAACGUCCUUCUCCAGAUCAAAACAUCCCAGUGAAAUCAUUUGGAAAUUGCCUUUUCUACCCCAGCCCCCUCUUCUCCCAAAAAAGCAAACCCCACAGUGCUUUGAUGGUGGGGGGUUCUACUUUACAGGGAAAAGUUGUCUCUGUUUCCAAUGCCAGCCCUCCCAGAGAGCUUGGGUACAGCUUCCCCCAUGCAGGGACCAGAGAUGGGACCAACAGCUGUGGUUUGGGCCCAAUUGCAUCCCAAAGGAUUCUCUGGGAGUGAUACUGGUCCAAGCUCAGCUAUUUAUUUGGCUACUUAAUCUCAACAGUAUUUAGGCACUGAUUCAAUGCAAUAAACAGCAACAAGAAAAAGUCACCAUUAGGGUCUGCCCCGGAGCAGCAUUGCAGGAGAAGUGCCAGAAGGUUGUUUUUGUCCGAAAAUAACUUUUUCCUUCAGCUUAACCAUCCACAGCCAGAGCUAAUGCUGGGUUCUGGGCCAUGCUUUGGGAACUGGCAGCAAGAAAUUGGAGCCCAAAAUGCCACAAGGAGCUGCACGAGAAGCUACUGGGGGUGUUUGUUUUAAUUUUUCCCAUUCAUUUUCGGCUGAGGCUCAAUCUAACUGUGGGAAAUGGCAGGAUUGCAGGGCAGCCUGUCUGGACCAUGUGCCUGCACUAGCAUCAUCUUCUUGCCCCAUCCUCCUGCUGCCCCAUCCUCCUUCCCAGCUCAGCAGCAUCCUCCAGGGGAGCCAUUUCUGAGUCACACAGGGAUAAUUUCAAAAUACAAAGCAGCUUGAUUAAUUAAUCUGGCAGGGUGAGAAGCCCUGUGCCUUCUCCAGGGAAGAGCAGCAUCUGUGCAUGCCUCACCUUCAGCUCUGUCUGUGCACACUGUUCCCAGAGUAUUUGUGGGAUAUUAGCAGUGCUGGUUUCAGUGGAUGGAUGCCAUGUAUGCUGUCCUCACAGUGUUCUGGGAAUUAACUGGGCAAGGUGAGGCUGGGUUAGAAACAAAUCAAAAGAGAAAGUAAAAAUGUACACCCUGGAUGGAUCCCUCCAUUGACUGCUCGGCUGCAGAGUUGUGAAGUGGAACAAUCCUGGAAGCCCUGGAGUUGCCACAGUGCUUGGUGGUGCCUCCUGUCCUGCUCAGGAACAGGCUAGACACACUGUGGACUAAAUACCCAGCUGUCAUCACCUCCCAGGGCAUCCCACCCCAGGAGGUGGCCCCUGCAGGAGGACAUUCCUACCAACAGAAGGGGUAUUUUGUCAUAAACACCAGCAAAGAAAAUUGGGGGAUUGUUCCCAACACCAAUAUGUCCAGGCUGACGAUGACUGACCCCGGGGGUCCCUUGGACCAGAGGAUGGAGGUUGGGGAGACCAAGGGCAAUUGUAGUUAUCCCCCACCACCAAGAGACCUCUCAGCUGGUGCAUGGCUACAGGACAGCUUAGUUUGGGCCAAAAAUGGAUAAAAUGGGGAAAAUGGAUUGAGGGAACCACUACCACAGGCUGUGUGUGGGAGAUGUGCCCUCGGGAGGUGCAGACACCACUGGUGGCUGUGAGAGGGUCUCUCAUGCCUGGGGACACCCCACUAGUGCCAGCGGGUCUCCACAUUUGCUGCUGGGACACCUCUGUCCCCAGGGAGCACAGCAACCACAGCUGGGGAAAAUCACUCCCUGAUAUUUCUUAGCUGUUGGCUGGUUUGCAGCUCUUUCUCUUCUUCCCCUGCCUCCUCCUCUCCCCGCAGUGGGGUAGGUCACAGCCAUGAAUCUGCUUGGCUGGAGUGCCCUUCCUUAAGAUUUAAGGUCUGUGGGAGGGAGCAGCCGAGGGCCCUGCAGUGUGUACUUGCAGUACAGCCAGGAGUGAGUGAUCCCAGCCAUAAAUCUCCUGCCGAGGUGUCGGGAGGAUGACGCGCAGGGGACGGCGUGACCUGUGCUGGGUGAGUGUGGCUUCUGCCCUCCAUGGCUAAAGAGGAGCGCUGUGACGAGUGCAGGUGUGUUCCCCGGGUCUGUAACACCCUGGCCCUUUUGGCCGGGGGCUGAUUUCUGUUGUUUGAUUUUAAAAAAGGGCGAGAGUGUGAUACAAAAUGCCUCUCUGCAUUAAUGAGCCAGCGCUGAGCCAAAGGCACCCAUCCUAGUGCUUCCCGGUACACAGGGGAGCUGGAACGGGGCUGGAGCUGGGGUGGGGUUGGAAAUAAUUGCUUAAUUUUUUUUUUUUUUUCUGUGGGUUUGGGGGCGUCCUGUGUAGGUUCUCUGGCAUCCAAGGCUCUGCACAUUAAUCCUACCGUAGCAAUGGGCUGAGCAAUGUGGAAUGGAUUGCCCUGGGGCUGGUCCUGGGUCAAAACCCAGAGUUCCCUCAGUGUUGUCAGCAUCUGUGUGAUGUGUCCUGACAGCUGAGCACUGCUGGAGCCCAAAUCUCUGGGGCAAAAAGCAAAAGAUGCCCAUGAAUCUGCAGGCAUCUGCACUGGUGCUUCCUUGGGUGGUUGGGGACAGAGCAGGGAUGAAUCCAAGGCCAUUGACCCAGCUGCUGCAGGACCUGAAGUAAUUCCCCACCUGGUUUUGGCUGUUCUUUUGUGCCUCAUUUUCUCCAGUGAUGGAGUUCAGAGCUGAGCUCAGCAUGUCCAGCCUGGCACAUUGCCAACAUAAUUCCUCCCUUUCAAUCCCGUUUGUCUCAGACCCUGGGCUCUCCCAGCUGGAAGGGAUGGAGUCACCCUACUGCUGCCUGGCUCCCACAGCAAUUCCCCCAGGAGCCCUGAGAGCAGCCCUGAUCCUCCAGGAACACAACUGGCUGCUGAGCCCCAAAAGCAGGAGGAACAGCUUAAAAAUAUUCUGGGAUGUAAUAAGCUGGUGACUUAAUGGGAACUUUCUCCUACUGAUGAGACAGCUACUUCUCCAGGAUGGAGACAUGAGGAAGGACCAGGGAUGGGUGAUGAAGGAAAGCGACUUUUGUGGCUUCUUCCCAAAGGAUGGGACCUCCAAGACAGAGUCAUUGCCUUUGGUGUGGGAUCUGGGGGCUGGGGUGGGUGUGGGGCCACCCAGGAGCGCAGGCUCGGCCCGCGGGGAGCUGCUGCCUCCUGCACAGCUGGGACAAGGGGUUGGGGUUUUAUUUAUUUGCAUCUGGAUUGCCAUGGUAUUUGUUUGCCUAACAUUUUCCCUAGCUUGUAGCAAGGCAAAACGCCACAGGCAACAUUAGCACACGCCCUCCUGCUCUGGCUGUGAGGUGGUUAAAGGCACCCUGCAUUUGGGACACUCACCCAGAGGGGCUUUGAGGAGCUUGAAGGAAAAGCCUUUCCAGUCUCCUGGGAUGGCCCCAGACUGCUGAGCAUCGAGGUGGGUGUUUGCUGUCCCUGCAAACAAACACUGGGGAAAUAAGCUGAAGACACUUUUCCCCUGGGCAUUCUGGAUGGGGUUCCAGUGUCACCUGUGCUGGGGUGUCCCUUCACUAGCAAUGGCAACAGUCCUGCCCAGCAAAGCACCAUGGAUGGAUGGCACUGAUGUCCCUGCAGUGUCCAGGACAGCGAUGUGCCAGAAGUCCCUUGGGAACCAUCAGCCCCAUGUCCCCUCCCUGUGGAAGUCCCAAGGCUGAUGAUGGUGUUUCUGCCAGGACACACUGGUGCAGUCCAGCACAAUCCCAUAUUGUUGGAGCUGGUAGCUGUGGGACAGACUGGAACCCACAGGAGCUUGACAGAGCUUGGAGCUGCUCCCCACGUGAUGCUCAAUACAGCCACAAGUGGGAGCAGAUGAUGCCAUUGAGCAGGGGACUGACAUCCCAAAGUGAAGCUAAGCAAAGGGAUGAAGCCAUUUCUUGGUUGGUUGUCUACAGACAUGAGGCUUUUGGGGCUGUGGUUCGUACCCAGCCAUGACCCCUCACACCAGUGCAUUGUCUGAAGGUGCUGAGACCUCCCCAACCUCAAGUCCCCAGAACAGGGCUGUUUUCAGCAUGACCCUGCCAGGAUGGGGAGGGCAGGAGCCUGGGAGAUAACAGGACCUGGCUCUGCCACAGAGCUGUGAGUGAGUCAUGUUGCUGUGACACUUAUGGGAAAGCAGCUCCAGUGGUGGCAGGUUCCCAACUCUCCAGGGUCAGGUUCUGAGGCUCCUGGGUAAUUCUGGCUUUACAGGAGUCUGAGAUUUAGUACUUUUUUGAUUGAAAGCAAACUGUCCAGGGUCAGGCUGUGUGUGGAGCAAUGGGAAUUCAGAGCUUUUAGCAGGACAUGCCAUGUGCCACCCUUCUCUUUCUGCAUGUUAGGGAAAGCAAGGCACAGGGAGGUGCCACAGCCAGCCCCUGGGCUGCCCCUGCCCCCAGGGAAGCUCCUCCCAGCCAACUUCCAGUCUCCAGCUGCCCUAACUGGGCCUCUGGCUCUUGUUCUCUGUCAGGCCUGCAGCCAAGAUGCCCUGUCAGCUUUUUGUGCCUUAUUUUUGUCCCUCCUAAAGCUGUUGUAGCCAGAAAAAAAAUUAAGUUGGGACCAAAAUAUUGAUGGAUUUGACAUUUCCCCCCACUCAAGUCACACUUAGGGUUGGGCAGCAGCUGCUGAGCACACACCUCUCAUGGGCUCACCACAAAUUCCAUAGCUCAAAGGAAGGUUUUAUAUCAAGUGAUGCUUCUUUGGGGCAAACUUGAACUCUGGGAAUUGCUUCUGGCCAUUCUGGGGGCUUUGGUCCCACAUGUGACCACAAUGGGAACUGUUUAAAGGGUCCAAAGGCACCAAGAACCCAGGGAAAUGCUGGCCCAGGGCUGGGAGAGUUUUGGCACCAUUGUAGCUACAUUUGGGGGCUUUGGUUUAGGCUGUAAAACCAAGUCACCACAAAGCCAGGCUAAGGAGAGAAACCUGGAGGAAGGAAGAUAAUUCAGUGCCAGGGAGAGAGUUUUGUUUGAAGAUUUAUUGAAAAAUGCAAUACAAGAAGCAAUACUGAACACUUAGGUCUGCCUAAACACUAUGGCAACUUUCCCUUUGAUUCACUAUGAAAAUCCAAAAUAACAGCUCCCAUCACUAGUUGACCUAGAAAGUUUUGCCAACUUUAAAAGUUCCUGUUUUUAUAAAGAGCUGUAAAUACCUAAUCUAGACAAUUCACAAUUGCCUUAAAAAAUUUUUUACAAAGCUCCUUCAUCUUCUCAACAAAAUCUUUUUUUUUUUUUUUUUUUUAACAAGUUUCAUCUCUAAGGCUGGGACACUACCACCUCUUAAGGUAAUUGUACAAUUAGGAAAAUCAGCAAACCACAGUUUAUUAACACCAGAAAUCAGUCAGUCCUUUGCCAACACAUCUCUGUUGGUCAGGGAUUGCUAUUGGGCAACCAGAGCUGCCAUUCCAGUUUAAUGGAGAAGAACAAGAGUUCCUUGCCUUCCUUUCUAUAAAAACAUUCAUUCAUAUAUAAAUAGCUUCCAUAUAAUGCAUAUUAUACAAUCAAGACAGUCUCUGGGUGAAUUUGUGGAGUGGGAAGAGCUGGGAACAUUCAUAUAAAUAGACCUUACUUAGCUGGUAUGUCCCCUAGAGCUGACACAGCACGCUCAGAGCCAAGGAUUUUAAAUCCCACCAGAGGUGGAAGGGGAGUGGGCAGCCCCACCAUGGCCUUGGCUGAGGGUGAGAGAAGUUUCUUCUGCUUUUAACUUGUGUCUUCUUCCCAGGCUCCUGUCCGGCUCCUGGGCUUGGGCACCGUGUUGGCAGGAGCAGGGCUAGAAACCCCUGAGGUCAGACAGCAGGUGAUGGCAAAGGGCACAUGAGGCCAUGACUUGUUUAAAUUACUCUAGGAGAAGCAAGAACUCAGCAGGGGGAAGUGUGAAAAUGGACAACCUGGAAACAGCCACCCAAAAUCCAAGGAAAAAAUACAAAUAGAGUUGUUAUAGUCUGCAGGCCCUUUAACAAGGGACAUCUGCAGCAACAGUGAGCAUAUCCUUUUGGAAAGGAACCACCUCUCCUGCCAGCAGGUUUCUCACCCCAGAAAUCCCCUGCUUGGGGUGUUUUGUCCCACUCAUCGUGCUCAGGGCAUGGGACACCCCAAGGGAACACCCACUGACCACAUUCCCCUAAAUUCUCCUGACAGCCAAGUGCCUUUAAGUGCUAUGGACAAACUUAAUUUAUCACACUGGCUCUGCCUGGUAAAGCCCAGAAAUCCUCUCAGCCCUUGCUCCACGUGCCCCUUCACUCCUCAGGGAUCUGUUGCAAGUGAGAGGGAAGGACUGAGCAGCAAAGAACUCAAUUCCCAGAAAAAGCACAGUGACAGAGGGUGCUCAGCAUGAUGGAUGUUUAAGGCAAGCAUUACCCAACUAAACUGAGGACAGCAGAGACACAGGCCUCUUCCAGGGCCUGUGUGGUGGAAUAAGGAAGGAAAGGGCUUUUCAGACGUGGAUAGGAAGACUUAAUCUCUGCACUAUAGCCCAGGACUCCCUAAAUCCCCAGAGCACAAUGCCCUGAGGGAGGCAGAGUGUCCUGGGAGGGAGCCCUGCACCAGAGCAGCCCAGAGGCAGCUGCUGGCAUGGCCAGCCUUCUUCCCAGGACCCAGGGCCAGCAAGGCUCAAAGAGAGGCAAAAUCCAGCAGCUCCAGCAGAGUCUCUGAUCAAUACUGACAGCUUAAUUAAAAUUGCACCUGAAGCUGAGAAGCUGCACCAGCCCCAGUGUAGUUCCAGGGCUGGUUGCAGCUGAACAGUGGAGGUUGCAGCCUGAGCUAAAUCCAGUGACUUCUGAAGUACAUGAUUCAAAUUUAAAACUGGAGAGCUUUUCUCUUUAUUGCCAUUUUUUUCCCAUCCUCACCUGAGGAGCAGAGAACUUCCUGCCCUCAGCUACCACUGUGCCACAAUAUAUAUAUAUAUAUAUGUAUAUUUGUACAUGAAAAAAAAAAAGUGUUCACAAGUGUCUGGGCAGACCCUUUACAGAGCUUGGUUGGUUUUUUGCUUCUUGAAUUUCAAUGGUGGAAGGACAAACCAGGCAAGAACAUUCCCAUGAAGCUUAGAGAGCAGCAGUGGGAGCACAUCCAGCCCCUGAAAUAAUGUUUUUGCAUCACCCCCUCUGUGCUGGAGAUGGCCCUGGAGGUCUGUCAGCUCAGCCUCAAGAUUCAGACAAUCACCCUGGUAUUUCAUUCCAGCAAGGGGGUCAUGAAGCCAAAUCCAGGCCUGCAGGCCAGUGUGAAAGAGGGAAUGUCAACACUUCCCAUGUGGUUUGGCUCUAUCACAACCAGCAACACCUGACACCUCCUAAAAUUCCUUGUUAAGCCUCUCCAAAUACAACUUGCAGGCCUAGGAAGGAUUGUCUAAAGGAGUUUAAAUUAAAUGAUAGUAGAUACACGCUUUGGGAAAUGGGUAACAUGUUCAGCUUUAAAUAGCACUGUGAGGGGAGGAAAAAAACCCAACCCAUGACUUACAAAAAUAAACCAAAAACCCCUCCCUAAUUUAAAAAUCAUGAACACAAACAAGUGAAAAACUAUGACAUCGAAAAGCUCAGUUCCUGUGAAUGCUGCACAAGCCUACCUUAACAGCAUCCUGAGUCCAAACACCUUAAACACACACUUCUAAGGGUUUUUUAAUUUAAUGGCAUCUAGAAAACACAAACAGGUGGGGAGCACUCGGCAGAGACACACGGGAAGAGGGUGAGAUGCUAUCACAGUCCUCUUAAAGCUCUAAAAUUCACAGUAUAAGAUACUUGAAGCAACUUCCAGUAUUCCUUAAAUCUAGUCAACUAUUCAGAUGUGUGCAUAGGCUACACCACAAAACCCUACUGUGAUCACACAUCAGGGCUGCAACCCAGUGCAGAGGGAGCUCGGAGCAGCCCAGGGGUCGCAGUGGGGCUGCAGCUCCCCAGAGCUACAAAAAUAAUCUAGAGGCAAUCGGAAAUGCUGCACAAAGUCUGACUCUUUGAACUGACUCUCCUGGAAGAAGGACCCAUGGCUUUGUGAAGGCGCAUACAGAUCCUGCGCUGGGAAUACGCACGGAACAGCUCCGUUAUCCCUGACGAGGCAGAGGGAAUACAAGUUAAAACAGGGAGCCCUGGAGCCCUGUGAGGUGGGAUUCUGUGUCUGAAGAGGCUUUGCGUGAGAGGGAAUGCAAAACUGAAAACCUGUAAAAAGUACUAGAAAUAUUUUAGAAGUUAGAAAUAUGGCAUAUUUCUGUUGCAAUAGAUAUUAAAAAAAACACCAACAAAACAAAACCCUAUAUCCAAUAGGAUCUAGUGGACUCUGGAAAAAUCCCAAGUAAAAUGUCAAAGCGCAACUCUUAAUAAAUGAUAUUAAUGUCUCUGA
This is a messenger RNA of Passer domesticus (house sparrow), 10992 nucleotides long. It is a transcript of the gene TMEM200B, whose product is annotated as transmembrane protein 200B. The coding region runs from base 232 to 1518 and encodes 428 amino acids. NCBI's taxonomy places the organism in Eukaryota, Metazoa, Chordata, Aves, Passeriformes, Passeridae. The record is from RefSeq and is a predicted model, not a curated record. The transcript is spliced from 2 exons.